GUAUGAUAUGAAACAUUUACAGUUUACUGAGCACAUGACCUUUAAUAGGAAAGUGUGGAGAACUCAGAUUAGGCUAGAGGGUUAGUGGGUAGAAGAUCAUCCGUAAUAGUAAGGAAGAGUGUUUUGUUGGUAUAUGUGCCUGAAGUUUCUUGUUCGUAGUGUUUCGGUUUAUAGUAUUAUCUUGUGGUUGUCUUGUUUCCUUUAUUAGCUAGCAGUAUGUUUAUAGUAUUUUCUUUUAUAUUUUUGGUUUGUUAUACUAUUAUUUGUCGUGAAUGGGUUCUAUCAAAAAUAACCUCUCUACUUCAUCUGAGAUAGUGGUAUGAACUGCGCAUACAUUAUCCUCUCCAAACCCAACUUGGUGGGAGUAUACUGAGAAUGUUGUUGUUGUUGUUGACUUAUCAUUUUUGAUAUAUUAAGAAAAAACAAACUAUUUUUUUCUAUUUUAUCCUUAAUAUUAUUGACUUAUUCUCCAAAUUUUUUUCAAGACGUACUCUAAAUAUUAAUUAAUAGGCAUCGUAUGGUAAAAUAAUUAUAUCAAUAAAUUUUCAUAGUAAAUGUGUCAUGUCAAAAAAAAGACAAGUAAAAACGAAUGGAUUGAGUAUUCUGAGCUGGUAAUAAAUUAGAAUAUUUUAAUUUAAAAUUUCCUUAAAAAUUAUUUUCCCUCAUUAUUAUCAUUUUUAGUGAUAAUUACAAUCAUUGGUUCCCAAAUAUCCACAUGUCAUGUUUAAUUAUGUUAGAUAAUCAUCGACCUCACCGAACUAAAACAAACACAAUCAUCACUUACUCUCUCUCUCUGUUCUCUCUCUCCUACUGUCACUCUCCGGCCGCCGUCCUCCGCCGUUGAUUCAGCAUUUUCCGGUGACUGUCCUCCUCUUUACAGGAUGAUGAUAGCUCUUUCAACAACCCCUUCUCUCCAUUUCACUUGUGGUGGAUCUAGUUUGAAGUCAGCAGAUAAAAGUGUCAAUGGCACCACCAAGUUGGCUUUCAGUCCAUGGCGUGGAGAAAAAUCACCCUCAUCUAGAAGAUCAUUGACCGUUCAAGCUGGAUAUAGUGAUGGUGGAAGGCCAAGCAGUUCCAGUAUCUUUGUUGGUGGCUUUCUUUUAGGAGGAGUAAUCGUUGGUGCGCUUGGUUGCAUCUUUGCACCAGAGAUUAGCAAGGCAUUAGCUGAAACAGAUAAGAAGGACCUCAUGAGAAAAUUGCCCAAGUUUAUAUAUGAUGAAGAAAAAGCAUUGGAGAAACAGCGCAAGAUUCUAUCAGAGAAGAUCGAUCAGCUGAAUGACGCUAUUGAUGACAUUUCCAACCAGUUGAGGUCCGGAGACGCAGAAAAUGGAGCUGCCGUGAACUUGGAUGGAGUUGAAAGUGUUAUAUAAAACCACUUCAAUUGUUUUCAUGUAAAGGGAUAAAUUUUCUGAAUACAUCCUAGUAAAUUCCAAGAGCAUUGUACCUGGACUAUCUUAGAACUACAUUACCAUAAAAAAUAUGAAGUGACAAUACAAGUUUAAUAUAACACAGGUAAUUAAGUGUUAUUCACAA
Molecule: messenger RNA, 1533 nt
Organism: Capsicum annuum
Lineage: Eukaryota; Viridiplantae; Streptophyta; Magnoliopsida; Solanales; Solanaceae
Exons: 5
Coding region: 882-1370 (162 amino acids)
Cellular component (GO): chloroplast thylakoid membrane; chloroplast inner membrane
Source: RefSeq, a predicted model, not a curated record